Aspergillus versicolor CBS 583.65 is the source of this 2691-nucleotide messenger RNA. Its product is annotated as putative C6 transcription factor (NirA). Gene Ontology annotation, molecular function: DNA binding; DNA-binding transcription factor activity, RNA polymerase II-specific; zinc ion binding. The record is from RefSeq and is a predicted model, not a curated record. Bases 1 to 2691 code for a protein of 896 amino acids. The transcript has 5 exons. Lineage: Eukaryota; Fungi; Ascomycota; Eurotiomycetes; Eurotiales; Aspergillaceae. Gene Ontology annotation, biological process: regulation of DNA-templated transcription; DNA-templated transcription.
AUGGAGGAAAAGUUCAACCCGGAACCCACUUCCGACGGACCUCGAACAAAGCCGUCGUCGAAGGCCCAAGAGACAAAUGCGGAUAAUGCCACUUCAUCAAAACGACGUUGUGUCAGCACAGCAUGUAUCGCGUGCCGUAGGCGGAAGUCCAAGUGCGAUGGAAACCUUCCUAGCUGCGCCGCCUGUUCCUCCGUCUAUCAUACAGCUUGCGUUUAUGAUCCCAAUUCCGAUCAUCGUCGAAAAGGAGUUUAUAAGAAGGAUACCGAUACGUUGAGAACCAAAAACUCAACCUUGUUAACUCUAAUUCAGGCCAUACUCAAUUAUGAGGAAGAAGACGCCUUUGAUCUGGUUCGGCAGAUCAGGUCGUGCGAGAACCUGGAGGAUGUGGCACAGUCCCUCUUAAAUCAAGAGAGAAAAGCCCUGGCUACACCUGCAGUCCCUGAAGAUGAGAACCUCAACCAGACGGAUCAAUUUGAGUCUGAACUGGCCGGAAAGAUGAGCAAUCUUGUCCUCGACGGCUCUCGCAAAUUCAUCGGAGGAACGUCGAAUCUCAUUUUUCUACCUCCUGGGUCAGAACUCAAUGAGUUCAACCCCGACUUGGAUAGUAGCGGGGAUACUGAGGGUUCCGUCACGCAAUGGACGAGGGUUACUGAUGACGGUCGGCUCAUUAACCACUUAAUGACCAUGUACUUCACGUGGCAUUAUCCGUUUUUCACCACCCUUUCCAAGGAACUCUUCUACCGUGACUACAUCCGUGGGGUACCGAGUCAAUAUUGCUCAUCACUACUAGUUAACACCAUGCUGGCUUUAGGAUGCCAUUUUAGCUCCUGGCCAGGAGCUCAUGAGGACCCCGACAGCUCUGCCACUGCUGGAAACCAUUUCUUCAAGGAGGCGAAAAGAUUGGUCCAUGAGAAUGACGAACUUGCCAAUUCAAAGCUAUGCACGGUUCAGGCCCUGGCUCUCAUGUCCGUACGAGAGGCCGGGUGCGGUCGUGAAGGGAAAGGUUGGGUCUAUAGCGGAAUGAGUUUCCGCAUGGCGCUUGACUUGGGCUUGAAUCUGGAAUCUUCAAGUCUCGUGACACGCGACCUCAACGAGGAAGAAACCGAUGCGCGGCGCAUUACCUUUUGGGGUUGUUUCCUUGUUGACAAAUGCUGGUCUAACUAUCUUGGCCGUCAACCUCAAUUCACAACAUCCAACACGAGUGCCGCGAAUUUGUAUAUCAUCCCCAAUGAAGAAUCAACACUAUGGUCUCCUUACACCGAUACGGGCGCUAGUCGUGAAUACGCACAGCCUUCGCGAACAAGGGCAGUCGCCGUUCAAAUUUCCGAGCUGUGUAGAAUUAGUGGAGAUUUGUUAGUGUCUUUCUAUGACCUUACACCCACAGAAAAGCCGACGUCCAAGCAAAUGGAGCUGAAAAAGCUGAGUGAGAUUCAUACACGUUUAGAAGCUUGGAAGAAAGGAUUACCGAAGGAGCUUGAACCACGAGAAGGCCAGCUACCACAGGCACUACUCAUGCACAUGUUUUUCCAGCUACUCCUCAUUCACCUUUACCGCCCUUUCCUCAAAUACAGCAAAUCGACGUCACCGCUUCCUCAACAUGUUUCUCCCCGGAAGCUUUGCACGCAGGCUGCUGCGGCCGUGUCGAAACUGCUUCGUCUUUAUAAACGUACAUAUGGGUUCAAACAAAUUUGCAACAUUGCAGUUUAUAUAGCACACACGGCCUUAACAAUCCACAUUCUUAAUAUACCUGAGAAGAAUGCCCAGAGAGAUGUUAUACACGGCUUAAAGCAUCUCGAGGAAAUGGGAGAGUCUUGGCUGUGUGCUCGGCGAACACUGCGAAUCCUGGACAUAUCCGCCAAUAAGUGGCAGAUCCAGUUACCCAGAGAGGCUGUUAUCAUUUUUGAACAAACGCAUGCGCGAUGGGGUUCGUGGGGCUCUUGGGACCUGGCUGCGUCGCCCUCAGCCUCCGAAGGAUCACCGCCAGUUGUCGAUAUGGCCCAACCUCUAAUUUCGGCCGCCAAUAUUUCCCCGACUCCUGUGCAGGCCGUAGGCGCUCAUGUUGCCAAUCCUAUCAUCCAGUCGUCGCCCAUUGUAGCAGGGCCUCUCAGUUCUCAAUUUCCACCGACACGCUCAGCUCCCCUCUCGGUAUCGGACAUGCGUUCAGCCCAACGAUCGUUUAGUGCCCAGCUCGCAAGAAACGAAGCUCGCCAACCCGAACCCACUUAUCUCCGACCAGUUUCGACCAACUAUAACACCGCCCAUUCUGGUCAAAUCGCGCCACAAGAAGCAUGGUACAAUCCAAAUGAAGCGCAUUUACGUUCCUUCGCUGCCGUUAACAAUAUGUCUGCCGCUUCCGCCGCUUCUCCUCUCACUACCUUUGAUGCGUCAGAGAACCUGGUCGAAGAAAGUCAGGACUGGUGGUCUCGUGACGUAAAUUCACUACACCUGGGAGCCGAUGACUGGGCUCAGGGUUGGAAUAACAGUAUUCCAACUACAUCGCCAGAUUGGCACUACGAGGACAAUAUGCCAAAUAUUCCUUCUACAGCAGCGUCUGAUGCUAAUUUUAGGCCUCCACAGCCGGCGGAGAUCCUAGCCACAAUGCCUCCUAACAUGGAAAGGCGGAAUCAGAACGCUCCUGGUACUAACAACAACCAAAAUAAUCUUGCCGUUCCCGGGAAUUUUCAGCAAUAG